AGAUGAGCAGGAUUCACCGAAGAGAAUGACGACCCCUGACUUGGGUGUUCAUUGACGACCACGACGACCACCGACCUGGUGUUCACCGACGACCGUCGCUGACCACCGUCCAUCUCUGUUCGAAAUCUCCAUGGCGAAUGUCCUCAAGUAAAAUACUACGUUCAUUCAAAUAAAAGAGGGAGAUGGGAGAUCAAGUGAGCUUGUUUGGCUUAACCUUAGUCUCACCAUUGUUGCCCUCCACAGCCCCAUUAAAUUCCAUAAUGAAGGAGAUGCUUAAGUGUUGUGGCAGUUAAAGGAAUAUGGUGAGUCCUGAUUGGUGACAACUAAGUGACCGAACCAUUUGCAUCUUGAAUAACCGUGCCCUUUUGAACCCUAUAACUGCUAACCAAAACCCUAGACAUUCUAGAAACCAAAGGAACGAACAAUGUUUCUCAAUCAACGUAAUCCUAUAAAUCUCAGAAAUUUACUGUUCUCAUCUUCUAAAUUAUCUAUUUUUACCUUCCUAUACCAACAACAACCUGCUUAUAUAUACAUCCAGAAGUGCAACUAUGUAGAUGUGUACAUGAAAUGGAAGAAAGACUCGUAUUAUGACUCAAUCGAGUCUAUCUACAAGUCCAUUGAACUCAAACCCUUAAUUGCUGUCAAGAAUUGCAUCGCUGCUGCACCCGAUGGAUGCAUCCCCAUCUCCGCUGUAUCAAAGAGAGGUAAAGAAUUGGGGGUACCUAUUAAGGUUGCUAGGUUCCUGAGGCAAUACCCAUCUGUUUUUGAGGAGUUUGCUGGCCCCGAGUACGAUCUUCCAUGGUUUAGGCUGACCCCAGAAGCUGUUAAGCUUGAUAGAGAGGAGAGUGAGGUUUAUUGGGACUGUAAGGUUGAUCUUGAACAGAGGUUGAAGAAGUUGGUAUUGAUGAGUGGUGAGAAGAGGUUGCCAUUGAAGAUAAUUCAGGGGGUGCAAUGGAAUUUGGGCUUGCCAGAUGAUUUUUUGCGAUACCCGGAAAGGAAUCUUGAUGGGCGUUUCAGAAUUGUGGAGAUGGAAGGUGGGUUGAAGGGACUGGCUGUUGAGAGUGAUGAAAGGCUUUUGUCAGUAAUGCAGAAGAAUGCGAUAAAAAGAAGUGGGUAUGGUGGGGGGCCAAUGGAGGCAAUUGCAUUUCCACUAUUUCCAUCAAAGCAUUUGAGGUUGAAGAAGAAGAUUUCAAAUUGGUUAGAUGAGUUUCAGAAGCUUCCAUAUGUCUCACCGUAUGAGGAUUAUUCAGGUUUGAAUACAGAUGGUGAUGUUGCGGAGAAACGGGUUGUGGGCAUGCUUCAUGAGUUGCUUAGCCUCUUUGUUGAGCAUGCUGCUGAGAGGAAGAAGAUUAUUUGCCUCCGCAAGUACCUCGGAUUGCCACAAAAAGUCCACAAGGCAUUUGAACGGCAUCCCUACAUGUUUUACUUAUCUCUAAGGAACAAGACCUGCACAGCGAUAUUAAAAGAAGCUUAUUGUGAAAAUUCAGCUAUAGAGGCUCAUCCUCUGUCAAGAGUACGGAAAAAGUACAUUAAUCUAAUGAAGGAAUCGGCAGUAAUUUUGAAAAAUAGGAGAGUGAAUAACAGUUCUGUUGAUCAUCAAAUUGUGCGUCCAAAGCUUGACUUGGAUUAUGUAGAGGCUUCUUUGUAACCAAGCACCAUACAACUUAAAAAACAGCCCAUCUUUUUUCACCUACCACAAGCCUUAUUUGGAGGGAAAGACUUAGAAGCCUCCAGAGAAAAGAGAAAAGAGAAAAGAGAAAAGAGUGUAGAGAGGAGAUAAAAAGAGAAGAGUGUAGAGGAAAGACUCAAGACUCAUUGAAGACAAAGAUCAAGGUAUUCUCUGUGAAGGGGUUUCUCCAUGAACGAUCAGUGUAAGUAAUUUCUUAUUUUUUGUAGAUGAGUUUGAGGUUUGGUGGAAGUAAAAAAUAGGUUUUGUACUAUGUUUUUUUGUACAAAUUGAAAUUUAGUUUGUAUGAUUUCGUUUUUCUCCAUAAAUUUUUGAUUAAGGUUUAAACAUUGUUACCCAUGUUCAAAACAUGUUGAGUUUUUGUAUUUAUAUAUGGUGUUUUUGUGAUUUGAACUAAGACGUUGAAGACAAGCAAAUACAAAAACUUGAUUUCAUAGUC
Messenger RNA from Camellia sinensis, 2126 nucleotides. It is a transcript of the gene WTF9, whose product is annotated as Ubiquitin carboxyl-terminal hydrolase family protein. The record is from RefSeq and is a predicted model, not a curated record. NCBI's taxonomy places the organism in Eukaryota, Viridiplantae, Streptophyta, Magnoliopsida, Ericales, Theaceae. Gene Ontology annotation, molecular function: RNA binding.